GUCAUUUCCAAGCUGAACCAUUACCAAACGACUCUUUCACUCCUCACUCUCUCUGGUUCCUCCGCCACAACCCUACCAACCCAACUCCCCCAUGGACUCCGAUUACGGCAUUCCCCGCCAACUCUCCGAUCUUCAGAAAUUCCGCUCUCUCUACCAACCACUGCUUCCUCCCUGCCUCCAGGGAACAGAAGUUAGGGUUGAAUUUGGUGAUGCCACUACAGCUGUGGAUCCUGCUGAUGCUCCCACCAUUAGUCGGGCCUUUCCCCACACGUACGGUCAGCCAUUGGCUCACUUUCUCAGGGCAACUGCCAAAGUCCCAGAUGCUCAGAUUAUUACUGAACAUCCAUCAAUCCGGGUGGGAAUAGUAUUUUGUGGAAGGCAAUCCCCUGGAGGCCAUAACGUUAUAUGGGGACUUCAUAACGCUCUCAAAGUCCACAACCCGAAUAGUGUAUUGCUUGGAUUUUUGGGUGGCUCUGAAGGUUUAUUUUCCCAGAAAACUCUUGAGAUAACCGAAGACGUUCUUUCAACGUACAAAAAUCAAGGUGGUUAUGAUCUACUUGGACGGACCAAGGAUCAAAUUCGAACAAAAGAGCAGGUUAAUGCUGCACUUAAGACAUGCCUAGAUCUGAAACUGGAUGGUCUUGUCAUAAUUGGAGGAGUGACAUCAAACACUGAUGCUGCUCAGCUUGCCGAAACAUUUGCUGAAUCCAAAUGUCCCACAAAGGUUGUAGGUGUUCCUGUUACGUUGAAUGGAGAUCUCAAGAACCAGUUCGUUGAAACAAAUGUUGGCUUUGACACCAUUUGCAAGGUCAAUUCUCAGCUAAUAAGCAAUGUAUGCACUGACGCCCUGUCUGCAGAGAAGUACUACUAUUUCAUUAGACUCAUGGGCCGGAAAGCAUCCCAUGUUGCUUUGGAGUGCACUCUUCAAUCUCAUCCAAAUUUGGUUAUUCUUGGAGAGGAGGUGGCUGCAUCAAAACUUACUCUUUUUGAUUUGACGACACAGAUAUGUGAUGCUGUUCAGGCUAGAGCACAACAAGACAAGUACCAUGGGGUCAUCUUACUACCCGAAGGGCUCAUUGAAAGUAUUCCUGAAAUCUAUGCUCUCUUGAAGGAAAUUCACAGUUUACUCAAGCAAGGAGUUCUGGUUGAUAACAUUUCUUCCCAACUCUCUCCUUGGGCAUCAGCGCUUUUUGAAUUUCUGCCACCUUUUAUCAGGAAGCAGUUGCUACUUGACCCGGAAUCAGAUGAUUCUGCUCAACUAUCUCAGAUUGAGACAGAGAAACUUUUGGCACAUCUUGUGGAGGCUGAAAUUAACAAGCGUCUGAAAGAAGGGACUUACAAGGGGAAGAAAUUCAAUGCCAUUUGUCACUUCUUUGGUUACCAGGCUCGGGGAUCUUUACCUUCAAAAUUUGAUUGUGACUAUGCCUAUGUUCUUGGGCAUGUUUGCUACCAUAUCUUAGCUGCUGGCUUGAACGGUUACAUGGCUACUCUAACUAACCUGAAAAAUCCAGUGAACAAAUGGCGCUGUGGUGCUGCCCCGAUUGCAUCCAUGAUGACUGUGAAGCGUUGGGCUCAAAAUCCUGGAGCGUCAUCCAUUGGAAAACCUGCAAUUCACCCAGCAACUGUAGAUUUGAAAGGGAAAGCAUACGAGCUAUUGAGAGAAAAUGCGAGCAAGUUUCUUAUAGACGAUCUCUAUAGAAACCCUGGACCUCUUCAGUUUGAUGGUCCUGGUGCUGAUGCCAAGCCUAUCUCUCUUUGCGUUGAGGACCAGGAUUACAUGGGCCGCAUCAAGAAACUACAGGAAUAUCUUGAUAAGGUCCGAACCAUAGUAAAACCAGGGUGUUCCCAGGAGGUUCUUAAAGCAGCAUUAAGCGUCAUGGGAUCGGUGACCGAUGUUCUCUCAGUUAUGUCAUCGAGUUCCUUCAGUGGAAAGGCAUCUUUGGAAGCGUAGUGAACUUAUUUUAUGUGAUGCUCUUCCGGUGACAAUGUGAUUUUCUUUAACCUUGUUUACUUCAGCUGGCAGAAUUGGGUAGAGGAUAACUACUGAUGAGUUUUCAAUUUAUGGUGUAACAUUUUUCUGCAUUUUUCUGUAAUAAGUACCACAGAGGCAUGUUUCGCAGUUUUGGGAGAAUGUGAACAUUUUCUUAUCAUUUUCAUAUUUAGUCUACAGUAGCUAUCAUUCAUCUGGUUUGUUCCCGAAUGCGCUACUGUGUGGUAAUUCGACUCG
Cucurbita pepo subsp. pepo (vegetable marrow) is the source of this 2227-nucleotide messenger RNA. RefSeq names its product pyrophosphate--fructose 6-phosphate 1-phosphotransferase subunit alpha. Gene Ontology annotation, cellular component: cytosol. The record is from RefSeq and is a predicted model, not a curated record. Gene Ontology annotation, molecular function: 6-phosphofructokinase activity; diphosphate-fructose-6-phosphate 1-phosphotransferase activity; ATP binding. Lineage: Eukaryota; Viridiplantae; Streptophyta; Magnoliopsida; Cucurbitales; Cucurbitaceae. Gene Ontology annotation, biological process: response to glucose; glycolytic process; photosynthesis.